AUGACAAAACAUAUUGACAAGAAAACUUUCCAUUGUGGUAUUUGUGGAAUAGGUUUUGAGAGGACAAGAACACUUUGUAAUAACAUAAAAGUACAUAUGCCUGAGAAACCCUACGAAUGUGAUGUUUGUGGAAAAUGUUUUUCAAAACUGUCACGUCACACCUAUCAUAAAAGAAUACAUAUGAAAGAAAAACCAUUCAAAUGUGAUGUUUGUAAAAAGAAAUUUACUACUGCGUAUGAUUUUAAAGUUCACAUCAGAAUUCACACUGGAGAAAAACCUUACAAAUGUGAUGUGUGUGAUAAAUGUUUUUCUACAUCAAGUCAAUAUAAACUUCACGCGAGAAAACAUACUGGAGAGAAACCACACAAAUGUGAAGUUUGUUUCAAGAGUUUUAGUGCACCAGGAAAUCUUAUAGUUCACAUGAGAAUGCAUACUGGAGAAAAACCUUACAAAUGUGAUGUUUGUGAAAAGUGUUUUACACUGUCUACUAAACUUAAGAUUCACAUAAGAACACAUACACACGAAAAGCCUUAUCUAUGUGAAGAUUGUGGAAAAUGUUUUAUAACGAUAUCAAAGCAUAACAUUCACAUGAGAUCUCAUACUGGAGACAAACCCUACAAAUGUGAUGUUUGUCGAAAAUCUUUUAUUACUGCAUCGCAUCGUAAAGUUCACAUGAGAAUACAUACCGGAGAGAAACCAUAUAAAUGUGAUGUUUGUGAAAUGAGUUUCUCACAUUCUUUGGGCAUAAAAUUGCAUACUAAAACACAUUUGAAAAAAUCAUAG
Molecule: messenger RNA, 783 nt
Organism: Lottia gigantea (owl limpet)
Lineage: Eukaryota; Metazoa; Mollusca; Gastropoda; Lottiidae
Exons: 1
Coding region: 1-783 (260 amino acids)
Biological process (GO): central nervous system development; regulation of transcription by RNA polymerase II
Cellular component (GO): nucleus
Molecular function (GO): RNA polymerase II cis-regulatory region sequence-specific DNA binding; DNA-binding transcription factor activity, RNA polymerase II-specific
Source: RefSeq, a predicted model, not a curated record